AUGGCAGCCGUGCGAGAAGAUUCGAUACCACAUAUACUGCGGACAGCACAUGAACAGCGAGCUGCAGGGGUAUGGAACGCUACAGUGAGCAAAGUUGAUCAGGUGAAUACUACCAUCAGACUGAUACGUCUUGGUCUGGUCGGUACACGACCCGCCCGCUCCCCACUCCCAGGCCAAUACGUCGACCUCUACAUCCCAAACAUCUCCACCGUGGGCGGCUUCACAAUCACCUCAGCACCCUUCACGACACGGCAACCCACAGACCCGUACAUUGAGCUCGCAAUCCAAAAGUCACCCAACAACCCACCCGCUGCCUAUCUAUGGCAACCUACAGCCAGCAUCCUGGACAAGCCUGUGUCUUUUCGUGUUGGCGGCAACUUCAUCUAUCCACCCUCCACACUCAGCCAAGAGGAAUGUCGAUCCAUCGACCGCGCCGUCUUCGUGGCGGGCGGAGUAGGCAUCAAUCCGAUCAUCAGCAUGCUCCGUGCUAUGGACUCGGUCGGACCAGCAGCAACAGCUAGAUUAGGCGGCUUGCCCAGGCGAACUACGGUGCUGUACAGCAGCCGCAGGAACAGGUCCCCUGAUGACAAGAAGGAAGACGUGCUCUUCUACGACGAUCUGCUUGAUCUUGCAUCGAAGUGGAAGUCCAACGAUGAGGUAGACUACCGCUACACUUUCUUCGAGACGAGCCCCGGCGGCAGGGACGGCGAAGGAAAAGAGAAAAAUGUACAGUACAGGAAUCGAAGGAUUUCACAUGAGGAUCUCCUAGAGGCGCUGGGUCCAGAGGACGACCGAGCAAACACGGUAGUAUAUGUCUGUGGACUGCCGGCAAUGACGGACGAGUUCGUGGAGGUGUUGAGCAAAGCGAAGGGAAUGGAGAAGCGCAGGGUGUUGUCUGAGAAGUGGUGGUGA
Molecule: messenger RNA, 912 nt
Organism: Cyphellophora attinorum
Lineage: Eukaryota; Fungi; Ascomycota; Eurotiomycetes; Chaetothyriales; Cyphellophoraceae
Product: Oxido NAD-binding domain-containing protein 1
Exons: 2
Coding region: 1-912 (303 amino acids)
Cellular component (GO): mitochondrion
Molecular function (GO): oxidoreductase activity
Source: RefSeq, a predicted model, not a curated record